AUGGCAACCCCCGAGUUGGCCAUUGCAAAAGCAGCCCUCUCAGCAUCCCUCUUCCGCGCCGACCCCAUCUCCAUAAGCCGCCCCUCAGUCGACACCUUCAUCCAACAACUCUCCUCGACACUAACGCAGUGCUCCCGCCCCAAUGUCCAGAACUGCAAAGACUACAUCCUCAGCAACAUAGUCCACUCGACGGGCCGCAGUGCCUCUCUUGCGAAAUAUCUCGUUGCCCUGUCAAAGGCACAAGUCGACGCCUCAAAACCAAGCACAAAGCGCCGACGCCUGCAUAUUCUAUACAUAAUCAACGAUGUGCUGCAUCAUGUUGCGCGCCAGGAGGAGACGGAAUUUACCGCCAGCGUAGACGCAUAUCUCCCUCCGUUGAUAAGCUCCGCCGCCUCGUUUGACAACUGCCCCAAACAUAUUAAGAAACUACACGAUCUUAUAUCCAUAUGGGCAUCAAAGUCAUACGUUCCGGAUGCCACACUCCCGAAACUGAAAGAAGCUCUCGCCGGGGCUUCUACAUCUGCUCCAGAACCGACAACCUCGUCUUUCAAACUCGCCAAAGACGCGCCGUUUAUACUGCCGUCUUUCCAUGGCGAUCCAUCCACAGCAUGGUACGACCUGCCCGCCGCAACAUGGCUACCUCACUUGGUGCCCAACUCCACGAAACCUAUGCUCCCGGACCUCAUUCGACCAAUUCAACUCGCACCAGGACCAGCAGAUAAGAUUCUCACGACGGCUGUAAAGGCCCUCUUGUCCGAUGCAGACAGAUUAUUCUCCAAGGAUAAGGGGCUAGAUGACGACCCGCACAUCGACAUAAACGAGCUAGGAGAAAGGAUUACCCUCGACGAAAUCACAGGCGACAUCGUCAGCGGCGAGACAUACUACGGCUGGUCCCGACAAUUCUGCCAACGAAUGAAGGACCGCAGAAAGACCAAGCAAAGAGGUCGAUCCAUGUCACGAUCCUCAGACGGGAAUUACUCACACGGACGCUCCUCAUCCCGCUCAUAUAAACGACGACGCACAUCAAGGAGUCGCAGUCGCAGUCGCAGUCGCAGUCGCAGAAGCUACACACCACGAUCACGCUCACGCUCACGUAGCCGCAGCCGUAGCCGCAGCCGCAGACGACCCUACAGUCCUUCUCGUUCACGUUCACGGUCCCCUCGCCGUAGAACACCUCGCUCACCAUCCCCUCAACUUCAGCCAUCCGUUCCAAACAUGCCUUUUAUGCCCAUUCCACCUCCACCAGCUGGCUACACAGGGCCGUGGCCUCCUCCCCCUCCUCCACCACUGCCCAGCGGUCCUCCGCAAGGCUGGGUGCCGGAUCCUGCACUCGCAGCUCAGAUGAUGGGUGCUUGGAACGGCCAGGUUCCGCCGCCGCCUCCACAGAUGCAAGGGCAAUAUAAUAAUAACUAUAAUCAACGAGGGGGGUACGAUGGCUUUAGGGGACGGGGGAGAGGAUAUUAUCGUGGAGGGAGGGGAUACAACAGAGGGAGAUGA
Molecule: messenger RNA, 1497 nt
Organism: Pochonia chlamydosporia 170
Lineage: Eukaryota; Fungi; Ascomycota; Sordariomycetes; Hypocreales; Clavicipitaceae
Product: zinc finger domain-containing protein
Exons: 2
Coding region: 1-1497 (498 amino acids)
Biological process (GO): intracellular calcium ion homeostasis
Cellular component (GO): perinuclear region of cytoplasm
Source: RefSeq, a predicted model, not a curated record